This is a messenger RNA of Durusdinium trenchii, 795 nucleotides long. Lineage: Eukaryota; Dinophyceae; Suessiales; Symbiodiniaceae. The record is from the annotation of a GenBank genome assembly.
UUUCAGGAGACGGCCAGCGCCAUCGCCAUGCUCGAGGAGCAGCGCACCAGAGCACCCUCGGAGGUGGGAUGGGACGCAUCCAAGUGGUUCUUUCCGGGUUGAGAGAGUCAAAACGGCCUUGAGCAGAGGGUCCCUUCUUAUGGAGGCUGUUGUGGCGGAGUCGUCACACAGGGGGGCCUGGCAUUGGGCGAACGGAGCGAGCUUUGGCACGAUGAAGGCUCCUUGAGGCUACAAGGGAUCGACCUGGUUUCAGAACUACUGAGGGAGCUUGAUUCGACAUGAGCACUCGUCAAGCCAACUUCUACCGCGGCGAUCUCGUUUGGCCCAAGACGGAAAAAGCAACACGCUCUUCGCGAACCGCAGGCCGCUCCUUUUCUACCCUCACCAACUGCCAUGGCUGUGCGACCAGAGUCGGUUGAGGAGUGGUGCCUGUUGAUGCCCAACUUGUUUGAGGUCAAUGACUGGACAGUGGCUUUGACGACUGCUGAGGCAGCCUUGAUGCACAGCAGCUGUGCCUGGGGUGGACAUCUCCUGAAGUUUGAGCUAAAAGAUCUGACGAUCCAAAACGCCCCCGAAGAUCCUGCCCAGAUCUUGGUCAGGCCUGAGGUGCGAGCUUUGCAUCAAGACACGUGUCCUCUCAACGGUGUGAAGGUGGGCUCCUCUGUGGGUUUCGUCGCUCCCGGGGAAGCCAUCGUCGAGGCGAGCAUUGCUCAGGAGGCCACCAUGAAGCUAUGCUCUGUGCUCUUUGGGGACACUGGAUAUGGCAGGACAGGUCAUGGACUAUCUCUUCCGUGA